AUGGCCCGCCGAUGCAGACCUUCUUGCCGUCCACACGCAACGUCGAGAGCCCGCGGCCGACCCUGGCGGCGCCUUAGUCCUCCUGGCUCGAUGGAGUGCUACCACCACUUGGCUCAACAGAGCCAGCCAUCCCGCGCCUCGUCCUUGCAAGACCCGAGAGAGGUGAUCAUGGCCGACAGGGGGGAGGGUCCGCCCACACUGACGGGACACGCCUCGCUCGUGUCUAACUCUCCCGUCGCCGUCCCUAUGUCGAGUACUUUAUGGCCCGCUCGCCCACCCUCCGAUGCUCGCCUCUUGCCUCGUGAGCCGUUUCCGCCGCUGCCAUAUCCUAAUUGUACAUGCAAGUCUUCCUUUGUGUUGCCCUACUCCUUUCCGACUCCGUACCUGGUCACCUUCCAGACACAUCUUCCCUUAUACUCGGCUCGGUCAUGGUUGGCCCCGCCAUGCCGUGGUAACUCGCCUCGACCUCACUCACGUCCACAACUCGCCGUCGCCCCGACACGCAUUGCACCAGCGCUCUACUGGAAAUGGGAAUCCCACAGAUCUGAUACGAGUCCUGGUCUUCGGAACUAUUCACACCGACGUAUAAGCGACGCCCCAACUGGACUGGACUCGACUCGCCUGACUGCCUUCGACCUUGUUACCGGGUCACCAACUCUCCUUAAUCUUCUUGGCUUUUCACCGCCAUCACAAUAG
Purpureocillium lilacinum is the source of this 696-nucleotide messenger RNA. NCBI's taxonomy places the organism in Eukaryota, Fungi, Ascomycota, Sordariomycetes, Hypocreales, Ophiocordycipitaceae. The record is from RefSeq and is a predicted model, not a curated record.